UACUGGGGAGAGGCUGGACUUCGGGGACAGGGUCCCCCCUACCUGGCUUCAGCCCUGAUGCAUGCGUGUCCUCAUUCCAACUGGCCCCAAGACCCUUGGCUGAGUUUUCCAAUGUCGUUUCAGAUGGACUCUCGUCACCUGGGGGGGAGUGGGUGUAGGGUUUUGUAGAUGGGAUGUUGUGGGGGACGUUGGGACGGUGACAGCUGAGUGAGAUAGUGAGAUAGAGCUGGGUGCUGGGGCCCAGUGGGGGAACCCAGGCUGUCCCCCGUCUGCCCCCUGCCCUGCCCCGCUCCAGCGUGAUGGGGGGGUGGUAGAGAGGGGAGCCCAGGGCUCCAUGGGGAGUCCCCCCCCCCGCUCCCCCCCCCCCCCCCAGCUGUGGCCAAGGCCACUUCCGCAUCCUUGGAAGCCUGGCCCAGGGAGCCAGGCUGAAGGAAGGCUCCGGCCCUCAGUCCCUGUCCCCACACAUCUCUGGCCCCAGCCUCCUUGGGGACAAAGCUGACAGGUUGGCAGCAGAUUUAUUUCGGCCCCUGGAGGUCUGACUGUGCUUCCCUGAGUUGUCUGGCCGUGGCGUGCAGGGGUGAUGCAUGGGUGGGGGGAGGUGGUAUCUGUGUGGGGCAUGUAGGGUGAGGUGGAGUCACGCCCGGGUCCUCCCUUGGCCCACCUGCGCCCACAAGUGCACUCUGAACACCCAGUCUCACGCGUGGGCCUCCCUGAGUGCCCACCCUCGGCCUGGGCUGUGGAGCUGGCUGACUUGGGCCAAGGGGGCACGGGGGUCUCCAGGCUCAUCGGCUGCCACUUGUUCCCUGGUUUCUGUAGGGCCUGGGGCCCUCCACCACCUGCUUCUCCACUGGGACCCUGGCACGUCACUGCUGUGUCCCUUUCGUGGGGCCCAGACAUGCCAAAGAACUCUGGGAAAAGAAAAGGGUAGAGGGGCCAUGGGAAACCCUGGGUGGGCCAGCAGCGUGAGACAGGCAGAGACUCUGGGACUGUCCUGUCCCCACUCCCUGCCAGCGCCAGCUCUGCUCUGCGGGCAGAGCUGCGGUUCUCGGAAGAGCACACGUGUGAACACGUGCACACAGGCACAUACGCACCUGUGGAAGCCGGGCACAUGGAUUUCUGGUGCAAUACUUCCCCCACCAGUCCUCUUAUUCAGGCCCCACCCUGCGAGCAGGUCUGGGGGCCAGGAGUGGGGUAGCUGGCAGAGCCCGUCCCCCUGGAGAGGGGGUUCCUCCCUAGGGCGGCUGCGGGAGGGGAGGGUGGCUCCAGCAAGGAACUGGAAGACCCAAGGCCCCGCCCCUCCUAACACACAACCUCCCCCUUGGGGCCCUUCUGCCUUCUCGUCCACCCCGCGACCCCCAGCUUGGAGCUCUAAGCCUGAGGGUGUGAGAGAAACCGGAGCCGUGGGGCGGCCGCACCCUCACACACGGCGUCUGGCCGGUUGGUCUGGGCGGGCAGGGCUCUGGCUCCGGGCCCUGGACCGUCACGGUUCCCAAGGGGUUCUGCUGCUUGGAGCCUACGAAGGUUAAUUACUGGGGAGGAGGCGUGAGCGGCCCUUCUGGCUGGGGGACCGGGGGGCAGAGUCUUUGGCUGCCGGCAAUCCCAGCAUUUCUCCUGAUGUUUCAUACAGGGAGCCAGGUUACCCUGCGGGUGGAAACUGAUCACACGGCCCAUGGGUGCCAGAGGGCUCCCAGGGGUCUUUCUGUUGCCCCCGUGGGGUCCAGGGCCUCUGGGGACAGGAAGAACCGUUCUGAGCCCAGCUUUCUACAGCGACGCCUACACCCUUGCCGUGUGCAGCUUGGUAAGCGGACUGAGCCAGCAUGGGCGGUGAGAGGCCAAGGCCCCUCUGUGCAGCCCUGGGCUGACACUAGGUCCCACCAGGGGCCUGGGGUCCACACGUGAGAGGGCCUCCUAGUCCUGCCCCAACCUGGCCAACGACCGGCAGCAGUGAGGGCUGGGUGGGAGGGGCCUGGGUUCUCAGGCACCGCCCCCCCCCACUGCCCCUCCCCACAUCGCUCACGAGGCCUGGGUCCCGGGCCCCCUCUACCACCGCUCGAGGACCACAGCAGAAACUGAACAGAAAAGAAGAGUCUGUAUUUUGCUUAUCAACUGGUCACUCCGCUGCUCAGGAAAGCACACGUCCGCUUGGAGCCAGGCCUAGAGCAGGUCGUAGAAGUAAUCCAGGCCCUGGCCCAGCUCCCACAUGGACACUCCGACGCCCAGCUCCCUGGCCAGCUCCAGCCGCACCUGCACAGACUGCAGGCCCCGGGAAGCGUCAGCCCCACCUCUCACCCCCUGGCAGCCCCCCACCCUGGCCGCCAGGGAGUAGCAGGUCAGGCCCCGAGCUGACCUCCGCUGCUCACCGAGGGUAAGGGUCACUGUGGGGGGAGGGGUGUGGUACCUGCACCCCCACCCCCAGCACAAAGGCGGGCCCGUGAGUACCUUCAGAGUUGGGUAGAAGACGAUGUGCCUCCCUCCGCGGCUUCUGCAAAAGGAUGAGCCUUCUGCCUCUGCCCACCUCAGCUUCUC
Messenger RNA from Herpailurus yagouaroundi (jaguarundi), 2526 nucleotides. RefSeq lists its product as uncharacterized. NCBI's taxonomy places the organism in Eukaryota, Metazoa, Chordata, Mammalia, Carnivora, Felidae. The record is from RefSeq and is a predicted model, not a curated record. The transcript is spliced from 2 exons. Bases 585 to 1526 code for a protein of 313 amino acids.